Messenger RNA from Castor canadensis (American beaver), 1350 nucleotides. The record is from RefSeq and is a predicted model, not a curated record. NCBI's taxonomy places the organism in Eukaryota, Metazoa, Chordata, Mammalia, Rodentia, Castoridae.
AUGGGGAGGAACUGGGACAGAAAGGAAGAGGGGGAGCUGUGGGUGAAGGGGAACCCAAGGGAAGACACAGAAGCAGUGCAGGGCCAGCGGCCUGAAGUAGGGGACCUGCCUGCUGGAGCUACACAAAUAGCAGCAUCUGUCCUCACCACGCAACCUGCAUUCCACCCUCCCUCAAACCCUGCAAGUCCUUGCACACAACUCAACACAGCCCUAAAAGCCAUGGUCACCUCCUCAUUUUCCGGAAGUGGAAACGAGCAUGGUCAGUCACGGGAAUUACAGAGGGAGGUCAUAGAGCCCACAUGUCCUAGACAUGAAAAUGAAGAUAAAAAUAUGAAGGAAAAAGAGCCAUGUGAAUUAGAACCUGAGAAAGCAGGAAAGGAUCCACAUUCAAACCAUCCCUUGAAGGUAUCUGUGUGUGACUUUGCAGGGACACCUGGAAAGAUUCAGAUGACCAGAGACCACCAAGAUAGAAGGAGCAUUCCAGAUGAAAAGCAGAAAGUCAUGACUGACAUCAUCCAGGUGAAACUCUGUCCUGAGGACAGGAGGCUGGCCAGGUACUCCCAAGGCCAGACAGGGUAUGUGAAGGCUUUGGAGGUGAUUAAAGAAACCCCAGACCCUGGGGCCUUGAGGUCAAGUUCCCUCUCAGAGGAGAUGUAUGAUGAUGUGGAGUCCCCCAGGACAGAUGUACCAAAGUUGGACUUGUCUAGCUCACUUGCCUCUGAUAGUGAAAAUAGUGAAGAAAUGUAUGAAGAUAUCUACAAAACAAAGAGCAACCACCCCAAAGUAGAUUUAGAUGGAAAAGAAACACUCAGACGACUACAGCGAUUUAAAAAAGAAAAAGACAGAUUUAAAAUGAAGAAAACCAAGUCAAAAGAAAAUGUAAGGCCUUUGUCCAUUUCCCUGCCAGACUUAGAACCUAAGUCUCAGGAAGUUAUUAUCUAUGAUGAUGUGGACAUGAGUGAAAAAGAGCCAAAAGAUGAAGAUAAAGUGAAAACUUGGAGGCCCAAAUUUUUGAUACCAAAGGAAAAAAAAGAGAAAAAAGGUACAGAAGGAUCAGCAAGCUUUUCUCCUAGAAAUUUCUUCAGAACCAAGAAGCAAAACUUAAAAAAGAAUAGAGUGGAAAAAGAAGAAAAACUUUUUAGAGAAAGAUUCCAGUAUGACAAGGAGAUUAUCAUCAUCAACAGAGCAGUGGCAUGUUCCAACAACUCAAGAAAUGGAAUAUUUGACUUGCCAAUAACACCUGGAGAAGAACUGGAGGUCAUUGAUACCACUGAGCAAAAUCUAGUCAUAUGUCGUAACUCUAAAGGCAAAUAUGGAUAUGUACUCAUUGAACACCUACAUUUCAAGUAA